Messenger RNA from Acytostelium subglobosum LB1, 1830 nucleotides. RefSeq lists its product as hypothetical. Lineage: Eukaryota; Evosea; Eumycetozoa; Acytosteliales; Acytosteliaceae. Gene Ontology annotation, molecular function: ATP hydrolysis activity; ATP binding; ribosomal small subunit binding. The annotation marks the transcript as partial. Gene Ontology annotation, biological process: ribosomal subunit export from nucleus; translational termination; translational initiation. The transcript is spliced from 3 exons. The record is from RefSeq and is a predicted model, not a curated record.
CACUUGUGUUUCAAGAGAAUAAUAAUGGCAGAUGAAUUAACUCGUAUUGCUAUUGUGCAAGCAGAUAGAUGUAAGCCAAAGAAGUGUAGCCAGGAGUGCAAGAAGAAUUGCCCCGUCGUAAAGAUGGGCAAGCUCUGCAUUGAGGUCAAGCCAACAUCAAAGAUAUCGUACAUCUCAGAGGAGCUGUGCAACGGUUGUGGUAUCUGUGUCAAGAAGUGCCCAUUCGAGGCCAUCAGCAUCAUCAACUUGCCAAAGUCGCUGCAAAAGGACACCACGCAUCGUUACGGCCCCAACAGCUUCAAGCUGCAUCGUCUGCCCACGCCCCGUCCCGGUCAAGUGCUGGGUCUGGUCGGCACCAACGGUAUUGGCAAGUCGACGGCGCUCAAGAUCCUGGCGGGCAAGUUGAAGCCCAACCUCGGUGUGUGGGACGAGCCCCCCGAGUGGACUGACAUCCUCACCUUCUUCCGUGGCUCCGAGCUCCAGUCGUACUUCACCAAGAUCCUCGAGAACAUGCGUGCGCUCAUCAAGCCACAGUACGUCGACAAUCUGCCCAAGGCCGUCCAAGGCACUGUGCGCGCUAUUCUCGACGCCAAGUCACAGACUGGAAACAAGGAGGAGAUGAUCGAUGCACUCGACCUUCGCAAGGUCCUCGACAAGGAUAUCAACGUCCUAUCUGGAGGUGAGCUCCAAAGAUUCGCCAUCGCUGUCGUCUGUGUUCAGGCUGCUGAGAUUUACAUGUUCGACGAGCCAUCCAGUUAUCUCGAUGUCAAGCAAAGACUCAAGGCUGCCCAGGUCAUUCGCUCGCUGAUUCAGCCAACAAAUUACAUCAUUGUAGUGGAGCACGAUCUUAGUGUCCUCGAUUAUUUGUCAGACUUUGUCUGCUGUUUGUACGGAUCGGCAGGAGCAUAUGGUGUGGUCACACUGCCAUUCUCUGUGCGCGAUGGUAUCAACAUCUUCUUGAACGGUUUCAUCAAGACCGAGAACAUGAGAUUCCGUAAGGAGGCACUGACAUUCAAGAUGUCCGAGACGGCCGAGGAGGGUGAGGAGGUCAAGAAGCAUUGCCUCUACAAGUACCCCGCCAUGUCCAAGACCCUGGACGGCUUCAAGCUGGACGUCAAGGCCGGUGAGUUCACCGACUCUGAGAUCAUUGUGAUGCUCGGCCAGAACGGUACAGGAAAGACGACUUUCAUCAAGAUGUUGGCCGGCCAGCUGGCCCCCGACGAUGGCGCAAGCAUCCCCGAGCUCAACGUCAGCUACAAGCCACAGAAGAUCUCGCCCAAGUUCCCAGGCACAGUGCGCGAGCUCUGCCACAAGAGAAUCCGCGACACCUUCAUGCAUCCACAGUUCAACUCAGACGUCGUCAAGCCAUUGACGCUCGAGAACAUCAUCGACCAGCAGGUGCUCCAUUUGUCCGGAGGAGAGUUGCAGCGUGUUGCCAUCGUCCUCUGUCUCGGCCAGCCAGCCGAUAUCUAUCUGAUCGAUGAGCCCUCUGCCUACCUGGACUCUGAGCAGCGUAUCAUUGCCGCUAAGGUCAUCAAGAGAUUCAUUCUGCACGCUGGCAAGUCUGGCUUCAUCGUGGAGCACGACUUCAUCAUGGCCACCUAUCUUGCCGAUCGUGUCAUUGUGUACGACGGUAUGCCCUCUGUGCACUGCACUGCCAACGCCCCACAGUCGUUGCUGUCCGGUAUGAACACCUUCCUCAAGUCCCUGGACAUCACCUUCCGUCGUGACCCAACCAACUUCCGUCCACGUAUCAACAAGUUGGACUCUGUCAAGGAUAAGGAGCAAAAGACCAAUGGUAACUUCUUCUUCUUGGACGACAACUCAACU